Messenger RNA from Sphaerodactylus townsendi, 3101 nucleotides. RefSeq names its product CUGBP Elav-like family member 6 (gene CELF6). The transcript is spliced from 14 exons. NCBI's taxonomy places the organism in Eukaryota, Metazoa, Chordata, Lepidosauria, Squamata, Sphaerodactylidae. Gene Ontology annotation, molecular function: mRNA binding. The record is from RefSeq and is a predicted model, not a curated record. The coding region runs from base 74 to 1447 and encodes 457 amino acids. Gene Ontology annotation, biological process: mRNA splice site recognition; regulation of alternative mRNA splicing, via spliceosome. Gene Ontology annotation, cellular component: nucleus; ribonucleoprotein complex; cytoplasm.
CCCGCCGCCGCCCCCGCCGCCGCCCCAGGCGGAGAGCGCGGCGGCGUUCAGCACCGCGGACAGCGCCGGCAGGAUGAACGGGCUGGCGGCCGGCCAGGGCGGCCCCAUCGCCAUGAAGGACCACGAUGCCAUCAAGCUGUUCGUGGGCCAGAUCCCGCGCAACCUGGAGGAGGGCGACCUCAAGCCCCUCUUCGAGGAAUUCGGCAAGAUCUACGAGCUCACCGUCCUCAAGGACCGCUUCACCGGCAUGCACAAAGGCUGUGCCUUCCUGACAUACUGUGCCAGGGAUUCAGCGUUGAAAGCCCAGAGCGCGCUACACGAGCAGAAGACAUUACCCGGGAUGAAUCGCCCAAUCCAAGUGAAGCCAGCUGACAGCGAGGGCCGAGGAGAAGACAGGAAGCUCUUUGUGGGCAUGUUGGGGAAGCAACAGAGCGAAGACGACGUCCGGAGACUCUUUGAGCCCUUUGGCCAGAUCGAAGAAUGCACCAUCCUCCGAGGCCCGGGGGGAGCCGUAUCGAGGGGGUGUGCCUUUGUGAAGUACGGGAGCCACGCGGAGGCGCAAGCAGCUAUCAGCAGCCUUCACGGCAGCCAAACCAUGCCGGGAGCCUCCUCCAGCCUGGUUGUGAAGUUUGCUGACACAGAUAAAGAAAGAACCCUGCGGCGGAUGCAUCAGAUGGCCGGGCAGCUGGGGAUCUUCAAUCCUAUGACGAUCCAGUUCGGAGCCUACGGGGCGUACACGCAGGCGAUAAUGCAGCAGCAAGCGGCUCUCAUGGCCCCUUUAAAUUACCUCAACCCCAUGGCGGCCAUCGCAGCAGCUCAGAUGCAACAGAUGGCCGCCUUCAACGUCAGCGGGCUCGUCGCUGCUCCCAUGACACCUUCAUCAGGUACAAGCACACCUCCAGGGAUCAGCACAGCCCCCGUCCCCAGCAUAGCCACACCCAUCGGGGUGAACGGAUUCAGCCCUCUCCCGCCACAGACAAACGGGCAGCCGGCGUCGGAGACGAUUUACACCAACGGCAUUCAUCCUUACCCAGCUCAAAGUCCCACUGUGGCAGACCCCCUCCAACAAGCCUACGCAGGCAUGCAGCACUACGCAGCAUAUCCAGCCGCCUAUGCACCUAUCAGCCAGGCCUUCCACCAGCAAGCACCCAUCAUCCCCCAGCAGCAGAGAGAAGGUCCUGAAGGCUGCAACCUCUUCAUUUAUCACCUGCCCCAGGAGUUCGGGGACGCAGAACUCAUGCAGAUGUUCUUGCCAUUUGGCAACGUCAUCUCUGCCAAAGUCUUCGUUGACCGUGCCACCAACCAAAGUAAAUGCUUUGGUUUUGUCAGUUUUGACAAUCCAACUAGCGCUCAGGCCGCCAUUCAGGCUAUGAACGGCUUCCAAAUCGGCAUGAAGAGGCUAAAGGUCCAACUAAAACGGCCAAAAGAUGCCAACAGACCGUAUUGACCCCUGCUCACCUUGGCCCUGAAAACAGAUGGGACGCCACUCGGCGGUGUAUGAAGAGUAUUCCCCUUGCCCCGAGUUCAGUAUCCAAACUUGUAACUCUCUUUCUUUGCAACAUAUCACGGAAGAAGAGGAGGAAAACGCGGAAGAGGACGGAAGAUGCUCGUGUCAAAGAGAGCCUGUUUGGUUGUAACUUUUUUGUUUUGUUUCCCUUUCCAAAAUCAGUUGGGGGUUUUUUGUCUCUUUCAAGGCGGGCGGCGACCUGCGAAGGGCGACGUGACGAUAUUGGAUGGAAGGGAACGAGGAUUUUUUGAGGCUCCGGGUCUCCAGGACAGAAGAGGCCCCCCCGGAGAAGACUUUUUAAAACAAACAUCCUUCGUGACUCUUAGAAGCUCUUGACCAAUACUAGAGACUUCAGAAGAGCACGGCCAACAGAUCUAAACCAAAGCUGGUGGAUUUGGACAAGGCUUAUUCUGUUUCACCUGGGAAAUGCUUUGUUUUUUUUAAAAAAAGGAAGGGUAAGCAGAAACAGAACAGGGGAGUGGGUUUUUUUUCUCUCUUCGCAUCUGUUUGGGAAAGAAAAUCAAAAAUGCUAAGAGGAUGUUGAACUGAACAGAAGAUUAUAUAUAUAAAUAGGUCUAUAUAUCUAUAUCCCACGGAUCGCGGGGCGGGGGGGGGAGGCCGGGGAGUUUCUUUCCCCCUUUCUCGCCCGGCUGGGGAGACUGGAUUAACUUCUUUCAAAGUCAUAUCAUUCCUUAGUGUUUAGGGACCAAAGGACUAACGCUUUUUUAAUAUAUAAAUAUAAAUUAAUUAAUUUAAAAAACAAAAUGACAAAAAAAAAGAGAGAGAACCGCGACGCGAAACUCAAAGAGGUUUUAAAAGAGCAAAACGGGGCUGGGGUGGGUGGGGGGGCGGGGGGGGAGCUUCAUGUCAAAGCCGCGAGUGUUCCAAGAGGAACGGCAUUCUCGAGCAAAAGCAGAUUUCGCUUGGUACGCAGCGUAGCCAGAUCCAGUGGCCUCGUGACCGCAUUGCAUUUCUUAUUGGAAAGGGGGAGUCCAGGAGGGUGAAGGUGAUCGGAGGGUGGGCCGAAUGCUUUGGGUGGGCCGAAUCUCUCUGGGCCGAAUCUCUCCUUCCCUCUCUCCCGAAAGAUGCGCAAUUUUCAGGAAAUGCAGCAGAAGGCAAGAGAACGAAAUCACAACCUUUGAUCGGCUCCUCCCAGAUGUUGAAAGUCAAAAGCACCGGCCUGGGAAGAGAGACAGGAUCGUAACCCUUGGCUUGUAGAACCACUCCUGACUUACUGGCUGUGCCAGGAUAAACAAAUCGCUCGAUCCGUAGUGACUGCCUGCUGUCUAUGUGAUAUUCCUUUUCUUUUUCGGGGGGCUUGGACCAAACAUUUCAAGCGCAGAUCACAAAUGAGGAGCUCUUCUUGGCCUACCUCACCCCUCCCACCCUCCCCCAGAUGACCCCUUCAAUUAAUUUUGGCCAUCUCUACACUUUUUACUUUAGAGAGUUUCAUUUUUCCAUGGGACAGUGGUCUCCCUGGUCACGACCUUCUAGGAUGAAGAGAAGAAGAGAAGAGUUUGGAUUUAUAUCCCCCCCUUUCUCUCCUGAAAGGAGACUCAAAGGGGCUUACAAUCUCCUUGCCCUUCCCCCCUUC